AUGUCAGACUCGCUAUUACCAACGCACUCCAACACGCUUGACCCGGCAUCUCUCUCAUGCCCCAGAAUUCUCUGCCUUCAUGGCGGGGGCUCGAAUGCUCGGAUUUUUCGAAUUGGGUGCCGCGUGCUCGAGGCUCAGUUGUCAAAUCGUGCCAGACUAGUGUAUGCAGAUGGCCCUUUCUUUGCAUCCCCGGGUCCGCUCAUAGCAGGUUUCUUCACUGAAUGGGGCCCCUUCCGGUCCUGGCUUCCACCGGAUCUCGGAGUCGGUCCAGGAAAAGGCCAAGGCGUAAAGCGUAUCUACGAAGACCCUACGGAUGCCGACAUGGUUAUUGAAAAGAUCCACCAAAGCUUUCAGAAAACAAUGGACGAUGAUGAUCGAGCUGGAGGAACUGGUCCUUGGGUUGGACUGCUGGGAUUCAGUCAAGGCGCCAAGAUCGUAGCAAGUCUACUUUUGAGACAGCAGAUCAAUCUCGGGGGGUCUAUACCCCUUCCUUGCUUUCAAUUCGGUACUCUUGUUGCAGGGUCAGCACCACUUGUUUGGCUAGGUUCUACAGAGACCUAUCAAAGAACAAGGGAAUUGUCUGUUGAAUGUCUCCUUCGAAUUCCUACCGUGCAUGUCUAUGGUAGGCACGACUGCCUCAUUCAAUCCUCAGCUGAAUGGCUUUAUCAAUGUUGUUUACCUGACUCUAGAAGAGUAUUCGUUUGGGAGGGUGAUCACGUCAUGCCUACUAGGACUAGAGAUGUCUCGGCGAUUGUCGAAAUGAUUGUUGAGCUGCUAGAGGGUUUGGCAAACCGACUCUUCUAA
This is a messenger RNA of Aspergillus caelatus, 804 nucleotides long. Its product is annotated as serine hydrolase FSH. Lineage: Eukaryota; Fungi; Ascomycota; Eurotiomycetes; Eurotiales; Aspergillaceae. The transcript has a single exon. Gene Ontology annotation, cellular component: nucleus; cytoplasm. The coding region runs from base 1 to 804 and encodes 267 amino acids. The record is from RefSeq and is a predicted model, not a curated record. Gene Ontology annotation, biological process: secondary metabolite biosynthetic process.